AUGUUCGUAUCCGGAAGUCAAGAUAAAACGGUUCGAUUUCGGGAUUUGAGAGUACGCGGAUUCGUUAACAUGGUUACCCCGGACUCACCAGUUGCUGCCGUUUGCGUCGAUCUAUCUGGACGACUCCUGGGAUCCGGACACGAAGAUUCCUCGUGCGUUUUGUACGAUAUUCGCGGGGGUAGAAACGUUCAAUGUUUCAAACCUCAUUCGUCAGACAUAAGAUCGAUAAGGUUUUCACCGAACGCUUAUUACCUACUGACCGGAGGAUACGAUAACAAACUCGUCUUGAAGGAUUUACAAGGAAGGGAUUUGACGUUGCCGCUUCCCAGCGUCGUCGUCGCCGCUCAUCACCAAGACAAAGUUAUUCCUGGAAGGUGGCAUCCGACAGAAUUUUCAUUUUUGAGCACGAGCGCCGACAAGACGUGUACUCUGUGUGGGCUUUACUCUCACCAUUUGAAACCACCGUAA
This is a messenger RNA of Pediculus humanus corporis (human body louse), 468 nucleotides long. Its product is annotated as WD-repeat protein, putative. The record is from RefSeq and is a predicted model, not a curated record. Gene Ontology annotation, molecular function: protein binding. The coding region runs from base 1 to 468 and encodes 155 amino acids. The transcript has 3 exons. Lineage: Eukaryota; Metazoa; Arthropoda; Insecta; Psocodea; Pediculidae.